UCCGAUGGCGUAUUGUAUUCGGCCGAGCGCCACCGCCGGCGCGUCGUGCCGCUCUGACUGAACGCCCGAUCGUUCGGUGCGUUCAUUACAAUUUUCACUCGUGCGUCGGUCGGACGUGUCGCUUAUUCUAUUUUUAAAGCACGUGGCACAGUGCUCCAGUCAUAACCUAUAGCCAGCCGGCAGCCAAUUCGAGACUCGUUCGGGGUGAUCGCAUCAGCUAAUAAUCUCUUAAUUAACAAGGUCUGCCUACAUUGCAUCAAAAUGGGCACCAAACAAGAAGGAAAUGGCUUACAGCCACAACAUGAACUGGAAAAUUUAAUGCCUGAAGAUGAAAAAAGCAAAGAAAUAAUUGUCAGCAAAUACAAUAUGGCAAAAGAUGUAGAGUCCGCAGGAGAUUUUGAUCCGUUUGCGGAAAGAAAAGUCGACAAUCCUACAUCGAACAACGAUACUCUGACGCAUCUGCUGAAAGCCUCCCUGGGGACGGGCAUCCUGGCUAUGCCGUUCGCGUUCAAAGCCGCGGGCCUCGUGCUCGGGAUCUUCUUCACGAUUCUCGUGGCCGUAGUCUGCACUCACUGCUCCUAUGUUCUGAUUAAAUGCGCCCACGUGCUGUAUAAGAAAACGAGAAAAACGACGAUGAGUUUUCCAGAAGUGGGACAAGCGGCACUAGAAAACGGACCGGAAAGUCUCCGGCGGUGGGGAAAUGCCUUCAGGCUUUUCAUCCUUGUAAGUCUGUUUAUGACUUACUUUGGCACUUGCUCGGUGUACACGGUUAUAGUGGCCAAAAAUAUAUUACAGGUCGUGGCUCAUUAUAUGAAUGUUGCAGAAAAAGAUGUGGAAAUAAGAAUAUUCAUUAUAGCGCUACUUCUGCCUCUUAUCUUCAUGGCUUGGGUCCGAAACCUGAAAUAUUUAGCACCCGUGUCCAUGAUCGCUAACGUUUUUAUGGGCGUUGGACUUGGCAUAACUUUUUACUACCUGGUCGGCACGGGCAGCUUAGAUUUCAGCAAAGUUCAAUUAGUAACAUUACCAUCAAACUGGCCUCAAUUCUUUUCGCUGACGAUCUUCGCCAUGGAAGCUAUCGGCGUGGUGAUGCCCCUAGAGAACGCCAUGAAGACGCCGCGCUCCAUGCUGGGAUUCUGCGGAGUGCUCAAUAAGGGAAUGUCCGGAGUUACUCUCAUUUACAUGCUGCUUGGUUUCCUCGGAUACCUGCGAUAUGUUGACCAGGUUGAAGAUUCCAUAACGCUUAAUCUGGACAUAAAUGAAAUCCCUGCCCAAAUAGUGAAAAUCUCGAUCGCCAUAGCAGUGUACUGCACGUUCGGGCUACAGUUCUUCGUGUGCGUGGACAUAAUGUGGAGCUGCAUCAAGGACAAGUUCACGAAGCGGCCCGACCUGGCCGACUACGUGAUGCGCACCAUCAUGGUGACGCUGUGCGUGAUGCUGGCCGUCGCCGUGCCCACCAUCGGCCCCUUCAUGGGCGUCAUCGGAGCCUUCUGCUUCUCCAUCCUGGGCCUCAUAGCGCCCGCCUUCAUCGAGGUUAUCACCUACUGGGACAUCGGCUUCGGUCCCUGCAAAUUUUUAAUUUGGAAAAACAUUCUUGUGCUCAUAUUUGGGCUAUUUGCGCUCGUAUUCGGCACGAAAGACGCAAUUUUCGACAUAAUAAAAGCAUAUUCCUAGUGGGUGGGUUUUUAGUGAGUGUUAGAAUGGACAGAUAAUGCCCGCCAAUACGGUGUGCAGCAGUCUUCUUGCCGCGGGACAUUCACGUCAUAGCCUGGCCGUGCGUAGCCUGGCCAGCAAAAAGUACCGACCUAUUGUGGCUAAGCAGUCUAAGCGCUAAGCAUUCUGUUUCAUAAUUAGCUUUUACAACAUAAUUUAAGCCUUAGUUACAAUUAUCAAAAACUAAUUUAUUAUAUGCAACUAUUAACAAUGAUUUAUAUUGACAACGAUAUUGAUAAUGGUGCUACAUACUAUGAAACACAGGGAAAUUCAUAUGAUUAAGCACGGAGUUUUAUUGUAAUGAAGAUAUUCUUAUCAGAAAACGUAUUCUUAUCAAAAAAAAAUUGCAUUCCUGUCCCAGAUUUGAGGAGAGUAAGAUUGAUUAGAUGUCCGGCUAGCUAAAUUAAAAAAAGCAAAA
Messenger RNA from Leguminivora glycinivorella, 2128 nucleotides. It is a transcript of the gene path, whose product is annotated as proton-coupled amino acid transporter-like protein pathetic. Gene Ontology annotation, biological process: amino acid transmembrane transport. The record is from RefSeq and is a predicted model, not a curated record. Gene Ontology annotation, cellular component: vacuolar membrane. Lineage: Eukaryota; Metazoa; Arthropoda; Insecta; Lepidoptera; Tortricidae. The transcript is spliced from 9 exons. The coding region runs from base 262 to 1671 and encodes 469 amino acids. Gene Ontology annotation, molecular function: amino acid transmembrane transporter activity.